AUAGAGAGCGCUGUGUUAAAAAUAUAUUACAAAAAGUCAGUUUGAAUGCAGUAGUAAUAAGCGAUAAUAUGUUAUUUGAAAUAAGUGAAAAUGCUUCAACUGAUUUAUCAUGCUCAACUUUCGAAACACCAGUAGUCCUCGCAACUACUUAG
This is a messenger RNA of Racocetra persica, 152 nucleotides long. The record is from the annotation of a GenBank genome assembly. NCBI's taxonomy places the organism in Eukaryota, Fungi, Glomeromycota, Glomeromycetes, Diversisporales, Gigasporaceae.